Messenger RNA from Amborella trichopoda, 1790 nucleotides. RefSeq names its product serine/threonine-protein phosphatase PP-X isozyme 2. Lineage: Eukaryota; Viridiplantae; Streptophyta; Magnoliopsida; Amborellales; Amborellaceae. The record is from RefSeq and is a predicted model, not a curated record. Gene Ontology annotation, molecular function: protein serine/threonine phosphatase activity.
UAGUAUAUACACAAAUCGAUCAGGCGUCCUUCUCUUCUCUCUCUCUCUUACAGAGCCUCUUUCCGUUUGCCUCGAAAGCUUUCGAGGUUUAGAGAGAGAGAGAGGGGCUCGAAAGCUAGGGUUUUAGAGAGAAUGUCAGACUUAGACAGGCAAAUAGAGCAACUUAAAAGAUGUGAACCCUUGAAGGAAUAUGAAGUGAAGGCACUGUGCCUCAAGGCCAUGGAGAUCCUCGUUGAAGAGAGCAACGUUCAGAGAGUAGACGCCCCAGUCACAAUAUGUGGGGAUAUCCAUGGACAGUUCUAUGAUAUGAAAGAGCUAUUUAAAGUUGGAGGGGAUUGCCCGCAAACCAACUACUUGUUCUUAGGAGAUUUUGUUGAUAGAGGCUUCUACUCUGUCGAGACCUUUUUGCUUUUACUUGCUCUGAAGGUGAGAUACCCAGAUCGGAUAACACUGAUACGAGGUAACCACGAGAGCCGUCAGAUCACACAGGUUUAUGGAUUUUAUGACGAGUGCCUUCGUAAAUAUGGCUCAGUAAAUGUGUGGAGAUAUUGCACUGACAUAUUCGACUAUCUGAGUUUGUCUGCGUUAAUCGAGAACCGGAUUUUUAGUGUUCAUGGUGGUCUCUCUCCUGCCAUAUCCACAUUAGACCAGAUCAGAACGAUUGAUCGGAAACAAGAGGUGCCUCACGAUGGGGCCAUGUGUGACCUCCUAUGGUCAGACCCUGAGGACAUAGUCGAUGGCUGGGGUUUGAGCCCUCGAGGGGCCGGCUUCUUGUUUGGGGGCAAUGUUGUCAGCUCUUUCAACCACUCAAAUAGCAUCGAUUAUAUAUGUCGAGCCCAUCAGUUGGUCAUGGAGGGUUACAAAUGGAUGUUUAAUAACCAGAUUGUAACUGUGUGGUCAGCUCCAAAUUACUGCUACAGAUGUGGGAAUGUGGCAGCAAUACUGGAGUUGGAUGAGAACCUGAACAAGAAGUUUCGUGUUUUUGAAGCUGCAUCACAGGAUGCAAGAGGGGUUCCUUCGAAGAAACCAGCCCCAGAUUAUUUCCUAUGAAUGAGGUGGGGAUGUAGUUGUUUGUUUAUAUACCAUACACUGGCACCAGUCGAGAGAGAUAGAGAGAGAGGGGGGGCGUGGGGGCGGUGAGCGAGAAAGGAAGGGGAGGCGGGGUGUGCGGUGAUUGCCGGCUUUGAUACUUGUUAAUGAGUGCUUGUGUUUAUGAGAGAGAGAGAGAGAGAGAGGUGUGCAGGUUGAAAUUUGUCUCCAAGUGAGUGUUUGUGUGAGAGAGAGGAGAGAGGAUGCUCGCAGAUUUUGAAAUGGGUUAUUGUCGUUUGUGUUUAAAGUGUCUGAAAGAACAGAGAGACUGCUCUCUACGGCUGUGAAAGGGGUCUUUGCCACUUUUUAGGGUGGAAAUUGGCAUCAGACCCCAGAUUUUAUAAUCAGGUGUUGUAAGGUGGUUUUCAUUGGUUUUCAUUUUAUUUUACUUUUUUGAAUUGUAUUUGAGCCUUUUGGAAGAAUAGAAAAGUUUCUUUGGAUGAAGGUGUGUUGAUGAGAAAACCACAUAUCCUGUUAAUUCAAGACACCCCAUUUCCAUACGUGAACGGAUGAAUUCCAGGGUUAUAGUGAAACAGUGUCUCCUCAUUUGUUGUUUAAUAUUUACCACCACUCCAUUUGAUAUACACGUCAAUUUAUUUGUUGGAUCAAUUGGAAGAGUUGUGUACAUGGUACCGGUGCUGGUGCUCAUAUCCUUCGUUGUAGACAUCACUUUUUUGAGUGGGAAUGGAUCUUCUCCGCUA